This is a messenger RNA of Fusarium redolens, 585 nucleotides long. RefSeq lists its product as uncharacterized. The record is from RefSeq and is a predicted model, not a curated record. Lineage: Eukaryota; Fungi; Ascomycota; Sordariomycetes; Hypocreales; Nectriaceae. The transcript is spliced from 3 exons. Bases 1 to 585 code for a protein of 194 amino acids.
AUGGUUUCUCUAGUCCUCUUAACUGCUCUUUUACAGUUAACCGUCCUCGCCUCUGCUACUCCCAAGCAGCACGACUAUACCGAUAAAUUAACCUCUAAGAAAUAUGUCAAUUCUUUGGAGUAUUCUCUCAGUGAUGAAAGAAAGUUCCGCGAGUUGUCUUAUAGAUGGACACACGCCUGGGAUCAGAAGGACAGAGCGACAUGGAUGGCUAUAACUGCCCCUGAAGUUAUUGCCAACUAUACCGACUAUCCAGCUGUCGGAACACUAACUAUCAGCAGCCCUGGAAAUAUUUUCGACCAUUCAUUUGACAAUACGGGCCUUGGUGAUAAGCGAUUGCACACCCAGCAUUUUCUCGGCUCAUCCCUCUUUACACAUAUUAGCAAGACCAAGGCAAAGGGAGACUGGCAGGUUCGAGCUCGCCAUGUCAGGGAAGUAAACGGUGAAGAGCAUCAAUGGGAUUCUAGUGCAUAUGUUGAAUUCACCUACGAACUCAUUAAUGAGAACUGGAAGAUUUCUGGACUACGUCCCCAUACAGUAGUGGCUACUACUGGACGACCUGAAGAGGUUAUUGGUUUAUUUCCCUAA